UGUCCCGAUAACAAAAAAAAAAGCUCUUUUUAGACCUUUGAACUUCAAUAGAAUUACAGGCAGCAUUUAUUUACGUUAUCUUUAUCAGCGCUGUUCUUAUUUCAAAAUAUUUGCUCCUGUCCUACAUAUAUGUUUUUGACCUAAGGUUAUCGCGGCUAGGCAUCGGUGGGAGCGCAGUGACGGAUAUUCGUAUACUUACACUACCUACUCUUUCCCUUCCCACCACCAUCAUUACUACCUCCAUCGUCCUCCGCAGCUCCAGAUUUCCAUACAAUUUUCUAUGCUUCACUAGAAAUAGUGUGCUUUCCCCAAGAUGGCGACAACAGGUGACCCAACAGAGGAGGCUAUUACUCUGUUUUGUGACAUCACAGACCUCCUCCGAAGCGAGGCCAUUACGCGCUUAAAGGCAAACAAUAACGACAUCCAACGUGCGACCGAAGAGUAUUUCGAAGAUCCCGGCAGUCAGAAGUACAGAUGGGACGAAUCGCAGUUUAACAUGGAUCGCCAUGGUGAGGCGACUGGUUCGGGGAUAUCUUUCAAUAUCCAGGGUCCAGAUGAGCUUGCGCCUACCAGCUAUCAGAACAAUACGGCUCCCACUAGACCCCCCUCACGAGCUAAUAACACGUCCUCUUAUGGUGCACCAGCUAACGCCGCCGAAGAAGAUGCGAAUUUAGAACGGGCCUUAGCUGAAUCUGCCGCCGAGUCGGGAAUUCAACGCCAAGAAGCUGGUAUUAUCGACAACGAAACGAGCCUUAAAUAUUUUGGUCCUGCAAACCGACCGGAAUAUGAUACUGAACAAUGGGCUAUGAUUCCUACUAAAACAACUACUGACGACGUGAAAGCCGAUCCUACCCCAUCCCAAAGGAAGCGUGAUCCCGAAGCUCCUGCAUUUCUUAGACAGACUAAAGAUCACAGGGUCGGUUUCAUCUUAUCGAUUUAUCACAAGAUUCCGGCCGUCAGAAACAUUUUACUCCAGUGCGGAAAUCCAGCUAAGAACUAUGGGCAUAACUCGGAGUGGUGGAGAGGUCAGCCAAUUCUCAAGCAUGAACAUCUGGCGGCCAUGGCAAGAGGAGAAUCGAUCUGGGGUGAUGAGGCGCAUCCCGAGUUUUCCGAGGAGCUCCACCGUUUAAUGGCGUUCCUUGAUAAGACGGAACGGAGUUACGGUACUGUUGACGGUCUCAUUGAUACUAAAGCAAUUGACCCUAGCUUUGGAAGUUGGAUGCCCGACGUUGAAGAUAAACUCUUUGAGGCUAUCAAGGAGGAGGCUCCCAGCAAUCCUGCCUGCGACCUAGAACCUAUGACGACCAUGGGCACUGUCCUACCUUGUGCCCCUAUACAAAACGAAGAACCCUCACUAGAGGGUGAUGAAGAACAAGAUACGCCGUUUACAUUUCUGGAUUUGGCAUUAGACCAUGUACAGUACCAAUGGGUGAAUACGUUUUACGACGCAUUGGAUAACUUGCUCUGGACGCAUGCGUUAUCACUCGACCAUUCCUUCCCAGAGGAAGCCAAUUAUGCCGUACUAUCUAAACCUGCCGAGGUGAUGACGAUACGGCUCAAUGGCACCGGCUUGGUCAAGCCCUGUGAGGUGCCAGCGGUGCUUUAUGUGGAUCGGUACAUGAGGGAUCGAAAAGACCUUGGGCUCAAGUUGCAGACCUAUAUGCGCUUGGCAAAAAAGAAGUUACGCUUAUACGAUCUACUAGAGGCAAGCUUGGUAAGGUGUCACGGUCAGAGCUGCUAUAAAGUGAACGGAUUGGGCAAUGGUCCUCAUGACCUCUUCGCUUGUCUAAAUGGAAUCAUUAAACACAACGAAAGGAUGAUGCAAAGUCAGAUUAGGGCUGCGCAGUGGCGUUAUCAUUACGCUCGAAUGGAGGAGGGGCUGGAACUCGGCCUUGGAGACCUUUACGAUAUUCAUACAUGGAGCGGGCCUUACACAUUCCUCCCCGAGGAAGAAGAAAGAAUGGAAAAAUGGGAAAAUGUUAUUGUGGGGUGCAGAGAGAAACUUGAGGAGCUUGAGACGAAUUUAGCAAACAUUGUAAACGCAAAGAAGGCAUACUACGACUCCAUGAAAGUGAUUUCGAAGUGGUUGACAUGCCAAGAACACGAAGUAGACGAUGAAGAAUAUGUCUUCCGGUCGACCACCGCCUAUAAUCCGGAAUACUGGAACCCCACCCAUAAAUACACCCUUCGCGGUGUUGCGCUUACGAAUGAACUCGCAUAUGUAUGUGUCAGACAAGACAGCGGUUCGAUGGAGGUCGAUGGGGGGCCUGCUUCCUUGGACCAGUGGUGGAAAAUAGGAUAUUCGUCGGGCGAAACAAACCCAAUCAAAACCGAGAAAGCAAUUCUGGAAGACGUCCUCCACGCGGCCGGGACCGAGUCCAAGUAUCCUAUAUUCAUCUAUGCUUCUGAAGCCGCCAUGGAAGCGAAGCCUCUUCCCUUGUCGGAUGCUCUACGGAUGUUCGUACGGGCCGACAAUCGCUCAUUUCAACAAGAGCUUGCCCAAGAGCAAAGUCCGGAACAAUUACAGAAUCCGGACCCCUCAGGAGUCACCACCGAGAAUUUAUCCUAUAUUCCUGGCAUAAGAUCGAGCAAACGAAAACUCAGCAUUGGCUCGUCGGUGGCAACACAUGGCAGUACUCGCGACGACCUUGAUGAUGUUGAUUUGACAUUCGAUGAAGCGGUUCAGUUCCCUACUUACCCAGCAUCAGGCACUUACUACGAACCAGUUGCCAACAGUAGCCCUCAGUCUAAGAAACUCGGUGGCAUUGUCGAGUCACUCGCAAAUUGCCGCACUCAUGAAAAUAAACCAACGGGGUUGGGGGGUUGGGUCACAAAUGAGCAAGAUAACAGCAACAUGGAGAAGAUGCAAACUUUUAACUCUGACACGUCCAAGCCGCCUGAGAUGCGAGAGCGCACUGGGGGACCCGCACCAUUCUUAACCCGACCCAGCCACUCGACUCAGAGCGGUCCAAUCGACAUGAUGGAUAUCGACAUAGAUGUAGAGCAUCACGAAUAAUGGUCAUAUAAUCAGCGGCCUAGCGUUAUUCGGACUAUGGAAUACGAGGAGGUUCACGUCUAUGAUAAAAAGCAUAAUGAGGCAUGAGUAGGGCAUAGGUAUUGGAGUUAUGAUGAGACAGUGUGUGGAAUGAAUGGUUUAUUAAACAAAUAAACGGGUUUGAGCCGCGCUAUUGAAAUUGAGUCUUGCUUGGCUUGUACGGUUAUACAGCACGUUGACUUCAUGAUACCCAAGGCCGGAUAAUGAAUAGGCAUAGGGCAAGGAAUUAUAAAUGUUUUGACGUUUCUAUUACAUAGGAGUGGUUGAUGGAAUGAUCCAAGGAUAUGAUGAUCUAUUCUCUCACCAUGAUAGGUACGUGGGUUAAUGAAUUGUGUCCGUGCUGAGUUGAAUGUAUCGUAUCGUUGUACUAUAAAUUCUAGAACAUUGUAGAAUAUUCCAACGACCGCUCCCCAUUGGAAUGGGUUAAAUCUGAAGUACGAAGUAUGUAAGACAAAAGC
Messenger RNA from Daldinia vernicosa, 3513 nucleotides. RefSeq lists its product as uncharacterized. Gene Ontology annotation, cellular component: nucleus; cytosol. Gene Ontology annotation, biological process: protein deubiquitination. The transcript is spliced from 8 exons. The record is from RefSeq and is a predicted model, not a curated record. Lineage: Eukaryota; Fungi; Ascomycota; Sordariomycetes; Xylariales; Hypoxylaceae. The coding region runs from base 314 to 3016 and encodes 900 amino acids.